Pipistrellus nathusii (Nathusius's pipistrelle) is the source of this 555-nucleotide messenger RNA. The record is from the annotation of a GenBank genome assembly. NCBI's taxonomy places the organism in Eukaryota, Metazoa, Chordata, Mammalia, Chiroptera, Vespertilionidae.
AUGGCAGAACCGCAGCCCGCGUCCGGCGGCCUCACCGACCAGGCUGCCCUCGGUUGUUGCUCGGACCCGGACCCCAGCACAAAGGAUUUUCUGUUGCAGCAGACCAUGCUGCGAAUUAAGGAUCCUAAGAAGUCUUUGGAUUUUUAUACUAGAAUUCUUGGAAUGACGCUACUCCAGAAAUUAGAUUUUCCCACCAUGAAAUUUUCACUCUAUUUCUUGGCUUAUGAAGAUAAAAAUGACAUCCCAAAAGAUAAAGAUGAAAAGGUAGCGUGGGUAUUCUCCAGAAAAGCUACACUUGAACUGACACACAAUUGGGGCACUGAGGAGGAUGAGGCCCAGAGCUACCACAGCGGCAAUUCAGACCCCCGAGGCUUCGGUCACAUUGGAAUUGCAGUUCCUGAUGUACAUGGUGCUUGCAAAAGAUUUGAAGAACUGGGAGUCAAAUUUGUGAAGAAGCCUGAUGAUGGUAAAAUGAAAGGCCUGGCAUUUAUUCAAGAUCCUGAUGGCUACUGGAUUGAAAUUUUGAAUCCUAACAAAAUGAUAACUAUUAUUUAG